This is a messenger RNA of Zingiber officinale, 1255 nucleotides long. RefSeq lists its product as uncharacterized. Gene Ontology annotation, molecular function: pectinesterase inhibitor activity; pectinesterase activity. Lineage: Eukaryota; Viridiplantae; Streptophyta; Magnoliopsida; Zingiberales; Zingiberaceae. Bases 1 to 1251 code for a protein of 416 amino acids. The record is from RefSeq and is a predicted model, not a curated record. The transcript is spliced from 3 exons. Gene Ontology annotation, biological process: cell wall modification.
AUGCCGGUGGAGGUGGUCUUGCAGGGUGCCAUUGGCGAUGUACUCGUACGCAAGGACUGCUCCCGGCAGAAGUCGGUCAGGUGGGAGGAGACCCUCUGCCGAGAUGACAACAGCGUCGAGAUAUCCAAAGGGACGUUGGCGCCCUUGAUUUCCACCUCGCUGGCCGUUCGAAGGGGCCUUGCUUACGAGGUGGACGCUACCCAAAUCCACCUCCAUCGGCGAUUGCUCUGUUUCCCCCGAAACACAGAGACGAAGAUCAGCAAGGCCAAGAACAGGAGGCCGACCAUCACAAAUAGCGUCGCCCAGACAUUGGGAAAUCAGUCCUCAGUUGGAGCGUGCAGGACUCACAGAUGCCGUGGCCGGAAAGCACUGGAGCGGGCAAGCAUUCCACAGGCCGUUGGAGCCUGCGCCGCCUCCCGCUUCCUGCAGCUCUGCGCCUCCGCCCCUCCCUCCCCCCGCAGACGCUCCACCGUCGACCUCUCCCUCGUCGACCUAUCCUCCUACGCCGACGCCCGGGCCAUUCGCAACUCUUCCGCCGCACCAACGCUGCCCGCAACUGCCUCCCUCUCCCUCGCCGACUACCGCCUCGGAGGCGCUUUUUCCUCCGGUACGUCAAAGGCACGCAGCAGGUGGCCGACGCGAUGGCGUCCCUCUACGCCCUCGCCAACCUCACCGGCAGGCUGCAGCGCCGCCUCCAUGGUUGCCGCCCUGCAGCGCUACGGCGGCAACAUGUCCCUGUGGGCCCCGCCGCAGACAGAGUGGGACGGGUACUGGCCACCGGACGUCCCAACCGCCAAAGCUUCAGAGCGCGUCGUCGUCGCCGCCGCUGCCGCCUCCAAAGCAUGGUCUCCAAACGUGACUGUCUGCGAGGACGGUGGUGGCUGCCAGUUCACGAUGGUUCAGGCGGCGGUAGACGCCGCGCCUUCACAAGCCCCGCGGGGUCACGCGAUCUACAUAAAACAGGGGAUCUACGCGGAGACGGUGCGGGUGCCGCUGGAGAAGCCAAAUCUAGCAUUUGUCGGCGACGGCAUGGGAAAGACGAUCAUCACCGGCUUCCUGAACGCCGGCGUCCCCGGCGUCUCGACGUACAACACCGUCACCGUCGGCUUCACCGGCGACGGGUUCAAUGCGACCCGGAGAGUGACCUGGAGCAGCCGGAUUCCGGCGGAGCACUUUGGAGCUUACCCCGUGGAGAACUUUAUACAGGGAAUCAAUGGAUACCUCCCUCUCUGCUAUAAGACUGUAAUUUGAGAAA